AUGACGGUGUUAACAAUAUCUUCAACCUAUGGAGUGUUACAGUACAAACCCUUAAACCCUAGCCUGGGUUUUACUUUCCCAAUUUCAGCAAAAUGAUGAAUCGCAUUGCAUCAAAAUGGAACCUUACCAACACACUUCGUUUCUUCUCUUCUUCUUCUUCAUCUUCUCCAACCGAUUCCCUCUUCUUACGAAUUUCCAGAUCCGGCGACCGUGCCAUCCCCAUGACUCCUCUCCUCAAUCAAUGGCUUCAAGAGGGCAAACUCAUCAACUACUCUGAGCUUCAAUUUUUCAUCAAGCAACUCAGAGCCUCUCGUCGCUUCAAUCAUGCUCUUCAGAUAUCAGAAUGGAUGAGCAAUGAAAGGAAAUUUCAUUUAUUAUCUGGAGACAUUGCUAUACGUCUUGACUUGAUAUCUAAAGUCCGCGGUCUAGAGGAAGCGGAGAAAUACUUUAGUACUGUUCCGGAGGCUUCAAGAGAUUUCAAGGUCUAUGGUGCUCUUUUGAAUUGCUAUGCUCAACACGGCUCGGUGGAGAAGGCGGAAGCCAUCAUGCAGAAAAUUAAAGAGUACCCCUCACAGGGGGUAAGGUUUCCAGUAUUGAAUUAUAAUGUUAUGUUGAAACUCUAUGCUCGGACAGGUCAAUAUGAGAAAUUGUAUGAUUUGGUGCGAGAAAUGAAAGAGGUGGACUUAUGCGACCGUGUCACUGUUAAUAUACUGCUGAAUGCCUUUGUGACAAUUAAUGAUAUAGGUCAGAUGGAGAAGUUACUGGCGCAGAUGGAAGUUAAUCCCCUGGUAACUGUGGACUGGUUAGCAUAUAGUACUGCAGCGGAUGGUUAUAUUAGAGCUGGCCAAUUUGAGAAGUCAUUGGCAAUGUUGAAGAAAUCAGAGCAAUUAAUCGAUGGCAAGAUCAGGAGGGUUGCCUAUGAAUCUCUUCUAACUAAGUAUGCUGCUAUUGGGAAAAAGGACGAUGUGUAUCGCAUUUGGAACAUCUGCAAAAACUUCAAUAAUUCCCGUAAUUCAAGUUACAUAAGCAUGUUAACUGCAUUAUCACGGUUGAAUGACAUUGAUGGAGCUGAGAGGAUUCUGGAGGAAUGGGAAUCAGGAAAUACAUGCUAUGAUAUCAGAAUUCCAAAUGUGAUGGUGAGUGCUUAUUGUAAGUUUGGUCUGUUGGAAAAGGCUGAAGCAUAUAUUGGGAGGCUUUUAGAAAGAAACAUUAAAUUCGAUGGAAGUAUAUGGGAUCGUUUGGCUGGUGGCUAUUGCAGGUGCAAAGAUAUGGAUAAAUCAGUUGAAACGUUGAAGAAAGCAAUGUUGGCUGGUCGACCAGGAUGGAAGGUGCAACCGUUUACUUUUGCUUCAUGUAUUGAGCAUGUAAAAGAGAAGAGAGAUUCAGAAUUGGCAUCGGAGAUUCUUAGGAUAUGCGGGGAACGAGGUUAUUUUACUGCUGCCACCCAUGAUAGAUUACUAAGUUAUAUGCAUGGUGAAAUCCCAGAAGUAAAUGCCUUAAAUCUGAUAAAAGAAGAUUAUCGUCUGAGGGGGGAGUUUUGAAGUUCCAGAUGGAGAGAAGCAGCAUGAAAAGUAACUCCAGGGAGAGGAUCAAUUUUGGCACCUAGAAGCUACUUAUUAAGCUUCUUUUAAUAAUUAAUUUUAGCUUUAGAAUCCAUUGUGGAGAGAUUUCCAGACAUGCCAUACUUCUCUUGCCUUGAAUAGGAAAAUUGAAAAACGUCUUAAUGAAUGUCUGAAAAAGAGGGCAAAAGGCCAUUGGACCACACUAAUGUGUGUGCGUCUGCGUCUGCGUGUGUUUCAAAUGCUUCAAUAGGGGCCUCUUCACCCCCCAGGCUUGGACCCGCAAAACUGAGGAAGCCAUUUAAAGAAGGAGUUACAAUAAUAGAUUGAAAAUGAGUGUGUUUGGUAACUCAUCAUAAGGACCUAGAAUCAACUUAGACCGCCUUAAAUCGAAUCUACCUUUCAUCAAAAAUGUUUGGGCGGUCAAUUAUAUAAUUGAUUUUAGAAGUAGAAGCGCGAAAUAAAAUUGCUCAUCUCUUGGCGUUAAACUGAGCGCAGCAAAGUUGACAAUUCUAUGUUCUUGCAAAUGGUGUAAGCUGCUUAAUUGAGGGCACAAUGCACCACACUAUCAAGCUACCCCAACAAACUGCAUGCAGAUUAUUCAUCCAAUUAUAAUUAUAGUUAAGUAUCAUUGGGGCCUAAUGGAAAAAAAUUCCA
Molecule: messenger RNA, 2216 nt
Organism: Lotus japonicus
Lineage: Eukaryota; Viridiplantae; Streptophyta; Magnoliopsida; Fabales; Fabaceae
Product: pentatricopeptide repeat-containing protein At2g20710, mitochondrial-like
Exons: 3
Coding region: 93-1541 (482 amino acids)
Cellular component (GO): mitochondrion
Molecular function (GO): protein binding
Source: RefSeq, a predicted model, not a curated record